This is a messenger RNA of Xylaria bambusicola, 3625 nucleotides long. Its product is annotated as component of IIS longevity pathway SMK-1-domain-containing protein. Gene Ontology annotation, cellular component: nucleoplasm; protein phosphatase 4 complex. Gene Ontology annotation, molecular function: protein phosphatase activator activity. The record is from RefSeq and is a predicted model, not a curated record. Gene Ontology annotation, biological process: DNA damage response; protein dephosphorylation. The transcript has 6 exons. The coding region runs from base 649 to 3210 and encodes 853 amino acids. NCBI's taxonomy places the organism in Eukaryota, Fungi, Ascomycota, Sordariomycetes, Xylariales, Xylariaceae.
GGUAGUUCUAGUUCAUCGCAACCCAAACGACCUUGUCGGGGCUUUUCGCCCUGUUCCCUCUCUCACACUCGCAUCAUCCACCACCAUCUCCCAUCUGUCGCGCCUCCAGCCCUCCACCGCCCUCCCGCGACACACGAGCCACGAGCCACAUGUUCCUUCGUCUGCUACUUCCCGUGUACUGCCGUAACGUUUCUCCUGCAUCGAAUGCCUUACUAACCCUCGGCCUGCAAUUGAGGCGCUGCCCUGCCCGCCGCGGUUCCCGAUACCCGCCCGCGUUGAUCUCGUGCACCGCACACCUCCAUCUCGCUCCCUCGGCUCUGUCUGGCCUGCGUGAUCCAUCAUUUCCCGAUCCCGCUGCCCCGUUCCGCCGUCGCAUCAUCGCCUUGAUCGCUGUGCAGGCCCCUCCUCUAGCCUCGUCCUCCCACCCCGUUAUCUACUCGGCACGACAACCCCCCGCGGUCGCACUGUUUGUUGUCGUGUGUGCGCGCGCCCGGCCGACUAGCGCGCCGACCUCGACGAAACGUGGCGGCCCUCACUCUCCUCAGUCAUUCCGAUACUGAGCUCUCCCUCCAGCAGCACCUUGAUCUUGCGCCCGAACUUCUGCAAUACAAUCGUCUUGGGGAGGUGGACUCCGACUACCCGUUGACGAUGGCGGCACAGCCUGUGCCUCAUCCGUCGACGGAUCGGAGGCGAGUCAAGGUCUAUGAGCUUCGUAACAACGACUGGUUCGAUCGCGGCACCGGCUUCUGUACAGCCACCUUCAAUUCUUCCGAAGAUGGCCAUCCACAAGAUGCACAAGUGAUCGUUGAGUCUGAAGACCACCCUGACCGCACCCUAUUGAAAACUCGCAUCUGCAAGGAAGAUGGGUUUCACAAGCAACAAGAAACUCUUAUUGUCUGGACUGAGCCUACCAACGGUGUCGACAUGGCACUAAGCUUCCAGGAGGCUGAAGGCUGCGCUAUAAUUUGGAAGUUCAUUAAUAGCAUACAGCAACAGUACAACCCCUCAAAUAACCAAGAUGAUAGUCUGUCAGAUGAUCUCGCCAUGGACAUGACCAACCCGAUCCAUCUUCCAGAGGUAUCGAUGGCCAACCUCGCCGACAUCGAGUCACAGAUGCGCAUGAUGAGUAGUUCGGUUAAUGGCCGAGACGCUCUCACCAAAUAUGUCAUUGCCGAAAAUUACAUCCAUAAACUCAUACCUAUUGUAUCCGAUGCCGAGGAUCUCGAAAGCCUUGCCGACUUGCACCGUCUCUGUAAUAUUAUGAAAAUUAUCAUUCUCCUCAACGAUACGGCGAUUAUAGAACACGCUGUAUCGGAUGCAUGUGUGAUUGGUGUUGUGGGCGCCUUAGAAUACGAUCCAGAUUUUCCUAGCCACAAGGCCAAUCACCGCCAAUGGUUACAGGGUGAAGGCCGAUUUCGGGAGGUUGUGCGCAUUGAGGAUGGUGAAAUCCUCAAAAAGAUUCACCAGACUUAUCGGUUGCAAUAUCUGAAGGACGUGGUGCUUGCUCGCAUAUUGGAUGAUAAUACCUUCUCGGUACUCAAUUCGCUGAUUUUCUUCAAUCAGGUGGAUAUAGUAACGCAUGUACAAGCUAACUCAGCCUUCUUGCACGAGCUAUUCACUAUUUUCAAACCCGAUCAAGACUCGAACCGAAAAAAGGAGGCUGUCCUUUUUAUUCAACAAUGCUGCGCCAUCGCCAAGAACCUUCAACCCCCGGCCCGACAGACACUUUACAAUAACUUCAUCGCUCAUGGUCUACUUACCGUCAUUCAUUUCGGUCUCACACACAGUGACGUAUCGGUUCGCGUUGGUGGAACAGAUAUCCUUGUGUCUAUGAUUGAUCAUGAUCCUCAGAUGAUUCGCCAGUUGAUAUAUCGUCAAAUAAGCGACAAACAAGCUCCUUUAACCGACACUCUCAUCGAUCUCUUACUUGUGGAGACCGAUUUGGGCGUCAAAUCACAAAUCUCGGAUACUCUCAAGAUACUUCUUGACCAAGGACCCCCUAUACAGGCUGAAGCUUUUGCGAAGGCCAAUGGGGAGUAUGCCGCCCGAGCUAGAUUAGCCCCUGCUCCAGAUCCUCAACAAGACCAAUUCCUGAACCUCUUCUAUGAGAAUUCUGCCGUCAAGCUUUUCCAGCCUUUGAUCGCAUUGCAAGACCGCACUACUAUGGAGUUCACCAAUGUUGAAGCGUCUGCCUUCAGCUAUCUAGUCGAGAUCUUAUGUUUCUUCAUCAGGCAACAUCAGCAUCGUAGCAAAUUUUUUGUUUUGACUAAUAAUAUUGUCCCGCGAAUUACCCAGCUAUUGCAGUCUUCAGAAAAGUUUUUGAAACUUGUUGCUGUCCGUUUCCUUCGCCAACUGGUUGGCUCGCAAGAUGAGUUUUACAUCAAGCACUUGUCGGAGAAAAGAGUUCUUGAGCCAGUACUUGACCUACUCAUUCAGACGAUGCCCCGUGAUAACUUAAUAAGUUCUGCAUGUUUGGAACUCUUUGAGCAUAUUAAGAAGGAAAUGAUCAAAGAGCUUAUAAAGCAUAUGGUGGAAAACUACCGGGAAAAGCUGCAGUGUCUCUCAUAUAUGGAGCUUUUCAGGACAAUGAUCGUUAGGUACGAUCAGACUUCUGGAUUCACGGCUGACAACGAUUACUUUAUGGAGCGUGAAGAGGGUACUUCUCGUGACCCUAGGCGCAACCGGCCGCCCCCGCACAGGAAUCCCAUGGAGCACUUGACAAUGGAUGAGGCCCAAGAGGAAUACUGGAAUACAUCGGAUGACGAAGAGGACCUACAAGUGAAGCCUAGUGAGCACAUAUUGUCCACGAAUGGCGAAUCACACAGUUCCAAGCUCUUAGUUGAUUACGCAUCGGAUGAAGAACCGGACGAGAAUAUCGAGGCGGGAGCAAUCUCUGGCGACGAGGACAAGCUAGAAGAACGGACCCGGAACGCCGAUGAUAAUCCGAUGGUGGCUGUGCCACCACCGGAACGAGUAUCCGAGAAACGGCGCCGUGAAGAGGACGAAGAAGAUGACCUCGGUAAAAUGGUGCAGCAUAAACGUCGGAACAGUACAUCAGCGGGGUCGAAUGCAUCAACUGGUACUCCAAAUCCGCUGCUGCGAAGAAAAAGGACGCCAACUGGCGUUCGAGAUUCUGGUGGGGGCCCCAAGAAGAUUGCCAUUAGUUUAUCAGCUGCGACAAAAUCGGGAAUGUUGGAGGGUGAUGACUGAAGUAUCAGCGCAAUUUAUCGGGCACGUUUACAUGCAUGCCAUAACGAAUAGGGCUCGUCAAUAGCCAAAUAAUGACGGGGUACGAGGGUCGGCGUUCGGACGGGGUAGGAACCAUUCUACCAUGGCCUUUUGAAAGGAUAGAAUCUGAGUUCGCUAGGAACCAUGGCAAUAGGUCUUGAGCCACAAAGGGAAAAAAAGGAUUGGCCGCCUGCGAAACUCCUAGCGGACUUUCUGACGUCUAAGACUCCGUCUAGAGUACAGCAAGCCGCUUCAACUGCAGAGAUUGAAUUAGGCAAUUGGUGUCACCUGUACUAUUAGAAAACCAUCGACACUCGAACUUGUUGGCCUAAGGAGAAGCCCAUCAAUGUGAUAGCCGAUCAUACAAUGAAAACAUGUAAAAGACUAUUUCCCUUUG